ACCACCACCAUCCUCCAUCAGCCUGCCUCACGACGUCCGCACCAUGUCGCCGUCCGCAGCCCCCUCCACCUCGGCAGAGGCGACCCUCGCCUUCGACGUCGCCGCGUUCCAGGACGAGCUCGCCGGGCUCGCAUCCAAGCACCAGCUUGCCUCCACCUUCGACGCCGGCCUGGCCGCCGCGCUCGACAGCAGCGACGCACUCAGCCCGAUGCGUCAGCAGUACAUCCUGCCCUCGAUGUCCGACGCCGGCGUCGCAGAGGCCAGCUCAUCGGAGCCCGCACUGUACCUGUGUGGCAACUCUCUGGGCCCGCUCUCCCGGCGCGGCCAGCAGAUCGUCACCGAGGAGCUAGGCGCUUGGGGUCAGAAGGGAGUGCUCGGCCACUGGGACCACCCGCGUGGCCGGCCCUGGACGAAGCAGGAGGAGCGUGUGGGCCGCCUGAUGAGCGACGUGGUCGGCGCGAAGCCGUCCGAAGUGACAGCCAUGGCGACCCUGACUGGCAACUUGCACACGAUGCUGAGCACCUUCUACCGCCCCGCCAAGCCCUUGCAAGGCGGCCAGCCGCGCCACAAGAUCAUCUACGAGGCGCGCGCAUUCCCGUCUGACCAGUACGCGCUGGCAAGCGCCGUAGCGCUGGCAGGCUUCGAUCCACGCGACGCUCUCGUUCCGCUGCACCCGCGCUCCGGCGAGUCGACACUGCGCACCGAGGACGUGCUGGCGGCCAUGGAGGCAGAGAAGGAGGCUGUGCUCGUCAUGAUGGGCGGCAUCCAGUACUUCACCGGCCAGCUCUUCGACAUCUCCACGAUUACGAGACGCGGCCAUGAACUGGGUCUCAUGGUCGGCUGGGACCUCGCCCACGCCUUCGCCAACGUCCCGCUGGCGCUGCACGACUGGGACGUCGACUUUGCCGUCUGGUGCACGUACAAGUACGGCUCCUCGGGCCCAGGCGGCAUCGCCGGCGUCUUUGUGCACGAGCGCUGGGGCAGCAUGGGCAUGAAGACCUCCAUCGGCAAGGCCGGCGAGUCGGCCGCAGCGGGCGCGCAGGGACUGCUCAGACCUGCCGGAUGGUGGGGCCACAAGAAGUCCACGCGCUUUACCAUGCCCGACUCGUUCGACGCGAUGGACGGCGCAGCCGGCUGGCAGACGUCGAACCCCUCGAUGCUGGACAUCGCCUCGCUGCUCGGCUCGCUCGAGACGCUGGCACAGGCGCCCGGCAUGCUGAAGAGCGAGCUCGCGGACCUCGACAUUGGCUCGGAGGAGCACGGAGCAGCCGUCGAGGCGCGCACCGGACAGGUGGGCAUGGGCCUCAUCAUGCCUGCGCUGCGCACGAAGAGCGUGCGUCUCACCGCCUAUCUCGAGCAUCUCCUCACGCGCCCGGACUUCCUUCCCGGAUCGAACGCAGACGCCAUCGAGGUCCUGACGCCGCGCGAGCCGUCUGCUCGCGGCUCGCAGCUCUCGAUUCGCAUCACCGACCGCCGCGGCGCGGCCGAAGCCGAAGCCCAGGCUAAGGCGCAGGCAGAGGCCAGCGCUGGCCUGGCGACGGGCGAGGUCCCGCCUCCGAUCGCCACCACGACGCUCGUGGCGCGUGCUCACAAGCGAGCGCAGCAAGAGGCGGGCCUGAUCGCCGACGUCCGCAACCCCGACGUGAUGCGUCUGGCGCCCCUCGCGCAGUUCUCCACCUUUGCCGACGUGCACGCCGCCGCCGAGGGCCUGCGCAAGGCUCUCCUCGCCGAGCUGUAGCGCGCUUACACACACAUCGCACGUCACGCCGUCACAUUCACGCGCAUCAUUUGCUAGAGUUGCUCGUCACCAAUACAUCUGCUGUGCGAUCGCUGAGGAA
This is a messenger RNA of Tilletiopsis washingtonensis, 1838 nucleotides long. RefSeq names its product PLP-dependent transferase. Gene Ontology annotation, molecular function: pyridoxal phosphate binding; kynureninase activity. The transcript has 5 exons. Bases 44 to 1738 code for a protein of 564 amino acids. The record is from RefSeq and is a predicted model, not a curated record. Gene Ontology annotation, cellular component: cytoplasm. Gene Ontology annotation, biological process: NAD+ biosynthetic process. NCBI's taxonomy places the organism in Eukaryota, Fungi, Basidiomycota, Exobasidiomycetes, Entylomatales.